ACAGAACAUUGGUUACAGCUGGUGAAGACACUAAUAUAUAUAUAUAUAUAUAUAUAUUAGUGUGCAGAAAUUUCACUUUUAAUUUAUCAGAUUUAGAAGAAAUAAUAAAUAAAUAAAAAAAAUACAAUAAGGAGAAUAAAUAUCUUUCGAAGCAUAAAUUGACAUUGCACUUUCUUUCUUUCAUUCAACCUCUUCUAAAGCGGUACGUACAUAUUAAAAAAUUAUAUUGGUCGGAAGAAAUACCCGAGACUUUAUGAAUAUAUUUAAUUUAAAUUUUUAAAACAAAUAAAAACACAUAUCAAUCAUGGCAGAAACCAAUGGAGAAAAUAAUGAGAGUGAAACGUUACGGAUGCUGAAGGCAUGUUCAUCAGAAGUCAAAACAAAUGGAGGACCUAGUCUGAUGAAUGGUGUACACAAUGGCGAAGAAGCAGAAGAAGGAGAAGAAGAAGACUUUAUAAGAGAAGUGAAAAAAUACGAUUUCAUUCGAUUGAGUUUUCCUGACGUGAAUGGAAUUCAUUUGAGUAAAUUAGUGUCGACAAGAUUUGCAAGAAAAGUUGCCAAAGGGUUAAGUGAAGUUUACUCAGGAUCGAUUACAACUGGACCUCGAGGUGAAGUAUUCGAUAUGCAAGAAAUUAUUGACAGAAAGCAUGUUAACAGUAAAGUGAAACCGGACUUUUCAACUUUACAUCCUUGUCCUUGGGUAUCAAAAGAGAAUUUCAGUAGUCACUCUUACAACGGUAACACAGACAAUGAUGAUAUCAACUCGAAAAAUCAAAAAUAUUCCGUCUGCGCUGUCCUAUGCGAUUUAGUCUGGCCAAAUAAUGAACUGGUUAAAGCUCAUCCAAGGGUUGUUGUAAAAAAUCUGAUUCGUGAACUACAAACCAAAUACAACUUGCGUUUGUUUUCUGCUUUCGAACCAGAAUUCAGAGUAUUCAAAAAGGGUACUUUUGAGACAGCCUGUUUAAAGCCAUCACCGGCGACGAAGAAACCGGAGUCGUGUUCCUUUAAUUUACCAAUACCGUAUACAAAGUUUAGUGAUAUUUACAGGACAAGUUUACUGUCAGUGUAUGAAGAUCUAUUCGCUGAUAUUGAAUACAAUAUGCAUUUGGCUAAAAUCAGUGUACAAGAUUAUAGUAAUGAAGACGGUGAAGGACAGCUGGAAUGCCCAUUGAUGCCGACGUGGGGAAUAUCCGCAGCGGAUAAUUACUUUAUAUUUAAGCAAGCUGUGAAAGAAAUCGGUGUGAAACAUGAUAUGGAGAUUUCAUUUAUGACGAGACCUUUGCUGAACAGCAGUUCCAGUGGUUGUCACUUUAAUCAUUCCUUGUGGUAUGCUGAUACUAAUCGUAAUGCAUUUUAUGACGAACAAGAUCCUGAUGGCCUGUCGACGCUUGCUCGUCACUGGAUUGCUGGCCUCCUAGAACACCUACCUGCAAUGCUGGCAAUUUGUUCACCGACUACAAAUUGUUACAGGCGAUUGAAUAAAUUCUAUGCACCUGGUCCAAUCAAUUGGGAUUUUCGUGACAGAUUUGUAGCAGUUCGCGUGAAGAAUUUCGGUGAAGCCAACACCUACAUUGAAAAUCGUAUUCCCUCAUCCGCUUCUUGUCCAUACCACGUGAUGGCUGCUACUUUAGCCGCUGGUCUAGAUGGUCUGGAUCGUAAACUCGAACCACCAGCUCCAGGGCAAAAACCAGAACUGGGAAAUCUUGUAAAAAUGCUACCAGGCACAUUUCCUGAUGCACUGCAAUGCUUGAAAGAUGAUAAGAUAUUUGUGAAGAAGUUGGGAACAGAUUUCUGUGACUGGUAUAUACGCAUGAAAGAGUGUGGUGAUUUAGCUUAUCUUGGCCAUUUAGAUAUUAAUGAUAAUCAGGAAGAGACGCUGGCUUUUGAAAGAUAUGAAUACCUAAAGUUUAGUUAAAUAAUAUUAAUAAUGAUAAUAAUAAUAUGUAAGCUAACAAUAAACUGUUUAUCAAGGGUAACAAUCAAAGAACCUUUACACUGUUUGAAUUUUUGAGUAGUCAUAUUUGUUGUUGUUGUUUUUUUUAAAUUUCUUCUGUUACCUUGUACAGUGAGUGACUUCUAAGUCAACAAAAAAACCAGAAAUGCUCUUCAAAAAUAAAAGACUCUUAAUCCAUCCCUACUAUUUUUACUGCAUAGUGGUGUUUUGUUGCCUAACUUUCUUGUCUAGCGGUCUGUGUAAAACUCCCAUGUUUUAUUCGCUAUUAUUAAUAGUACUUAAUUGUGAUAUUUUUCUAAAUACUUUCAAAUAAAUGCUCUUGUUCUUUUUCUCUCUCAUUGCAUCCUACUAAACUGAAACAUUUAACAUAGAUUAAAACGCGCGCGCGCGCCCGAAACCACACACACACGCACACACAUGCACCAACCAAUCAUGGACAGUAUUUAUAAAAUGCACAGAAUUUUCACCGGAGUUUAUUGCAUGAUAUUUUUCCCUUCGUACAAUCAAUAUCUUCAAGUAAAAUAUUAAUUAAUUGACAGUAGUACAUCCUGUGACACAGUGGUCUCUGAGCUGAAUCGCACACCCAUUCCAUUAUGAUAUAUCUGGCUUUUUCUCCUUCAAGAAAGCCACGAUAUCUAGUUGAAAGCCGAUUUGUAAGAUGUUCAGAAGUAGAUUUUGAGAACAGUAGUUAUCUUAUGUUGUAUUGGAACACGUUGCCCUCCACAAUCAGGCCAUUCCUCAAGUUUAUUAGCAGCUUGUGAAACAGAAGCUUGUAAACAUUUUAAAUACACACACAAGAGUAGAUUAUACCACUAGAGGUCAAUACUUCAGUUGAUUAAAACAAAGCGAAUGCGAGAAAAUAUAUAUGCAGUGGUGAGAUGGAAGUUUUUGGUAGCCGCCCAAGUUUUAAGCACAACAAGAAAUUUGCUGAUUAAGUUUUUUUUUCAUUAUCAGUUGGAACACAGGGUAGACGGCAGUACCGUUUAUUCAUUCGAACAGUUAUGAUGAACCUGUACUGUUGAUAUAACAAGCAUUAAUAAAUCUUCUUUUAUUAAAGAUGGUUGUUAUGUGUCUUUUUGAUCAUACCAACUGUUAGUUUAUUGCUGUUAUUCUGCAUUGUUUGAUAACUCAAUAAAUUAACUUGAUUUUCUUACAAGAAUUCCCUUUUUUAUUGAAUUUGAGCGAAGAAAAAACAAACAGUGGUGCAGAAUAACAUGGAUCCAUUUUAUGUUUCAUUGCUUCUCAUCAUCUGC
Molecule: messenger RNA, 3207 nt
Organism: Trichobilharzia szidati
Lineage: Eukaryota; Metazoa; Platyhelminthes; Trematoda; Strigeidida; Schistosomatidae
Source: the annotation of a GenBank genome assembly